UUACCUCAUCCUGCGGACGUGGCGCACAGACGGGCCUCCUCUCCGAGUUUCACUCCUUCAAACUGCACCACAGCUCUCAAUGGUCCAUCUUACAUUCACUCUCACUCCUACUCAUCCUCUCCUCUCUGUGUCGCGAAUAGCCUUGGUUCCCACUGUCAUGGUUGCGAGUCGGGAAAUCUAAUGUUAGCCCACAUGACCAAUGACACUUAUUCAAGACGCUCAGUCAAAGACAGCGGCUGCAGGAACCUUCGCAUGAGCCCCGACGAGUUUGCUCCUAAACAGGACGAUCCUGCCAUACGUAAUGAUUUAACUUUCGCAGUACCAUCUACAGUCUUCCGAUCUUCUUCCCCUUGUUCCUCAUCAUCUACUUCUAAUGUCAUUUCCUCUUCAUCUUCGACUCUGUGUUCUGGCUUUUGUAUCUCUUCCAGCCUGCCUACUUCCCUUGCUCAUAUCAACGAAUCGCCUGAUGCAGAAGUCAGGUCGGCCAGAAUGGCUCCUCAACUAGGCACCGUAGAGCGUAUGGGAUUGAUUGCUGCGUUUGACUCUCUCGAAGAUUUUGAAAGUGCCUUUGACGAAAUCAUCGCCCUUUUUUCAAAGACGAAACAAGAUUCUGACUUCUGCUCCUCCAACCUCUCCGGACUUAAUACAUUUUCUCUAUCUCGUCCAGCUUACGUCUCGUCCACAUCCUGCUCAUUUGCCGUUGCUCAAGCACCGUCACAUACUCAUAAACGUCAGGCAGACCACUUAAGUCAUGAGGCAUACAUGGUUCAACCUCAGCAUCGGGAUUGCCUUAAGGAGGUAGAGCCAUGUUUAUCAGUCAAUACAAAUAUGCAGUCACAGGCUCCGCAACCUCGUCGCAAUCGAGAGCGCUCGGAUACUCUUGUCGCCUUCCAGGAUCCUCCAUAUCAAACAGUCAGUUAUACACUAUUUAUUUUGCAAGCACAUCUAGUUUCACAUUGCAGGCAUCUACUUUUCGUAUAG
Protopolystoma xenopodis is the source of this 981-nucleotide messenger RNA. NCBI's taxonomy places the organism in Eukaryota, Metazoa, Platyhelminthes, Monogenea, Polystomatidea, Polystomatidae. The record is from the annotation of a GenBank genome assembly.